This is a messenger RNA of Corythoichthys intestinalis (scribbled pipefish), 4413 nucleotides long. Its product is annotated as E3 ubiquitin-protein ligase RNF182. The transcript is spliced from 7 exons. Bases 540 to 1388 code for a protein of 282 amino acids. The record is from RefSeq and is a predicted model, not a curated record. NCBI's taxonomy places the organism in Eukaryota, Metazoa, Chordata, Actinopteri, Syngnathiformes, Syngnathidae.
CCCGGGAUCGCCCCCGCGCGCGCCGCCGCCGCAGUGCGCGCCCGCGCCAUCGAACGAUCGCCGACAUGACGUGACGGUGGCGCCCGGCGACGAGUGAUCGAUUACGUCGGAAGCCAAAUUCAGUGAUUGACUAACAGCCGUCAACAAGUCGUCCGUGCGCGUGCGCGUGCGCGUUCCCGUGCAUCAGAUUUGUUUGAAAGAGAGGGGGUCGUCUUAUAAUCAGGGCCGUCGUAUAUUCAGGCCAAUACGCUGCAUCAUACGACUGUCAAAAGACCAAAUGAACCACCAUGAAGUUUUGAACCAAUUGGCUGCAAAGCUUCAUUGCUUCAAGAAACUUUGACCAUCUCUGCUCCGUUGGGGGAGACAGUCAACUUCUGAUGCCACCUGCUGUCAACACUGUUGUUGUCCAACAUGCCUCCUAGCAUGAAUUGCAGCACUACAGAUGUGCGCAGUAAAAAUUGGUGACUGGCGCCCAACUUGGAUCGGCGGCAACAUCCGAUGAACCGGGAAGCGAGGCGGCGAAUCCUCCGCUCGGGACGAUGAGCCGAACCGAGGGGGCGGAACCCGUGGGUCCGCCGGAUGAGUGUCGGAUCUGCUACGACCGCUACGACACCCGCGGCCGCAAACCCAAACUACUGGCCUGUCUGCACCGGGUGUGCGCCAAGUGUCUCAAGAGGAUGCUGGAUGUGGGCCAGUCGUCGCCGUGCGUUGUCACCUGUCCUUUCUGUCGUGGCAAGACCAGCGUACCACCGGAAGAGGUGUGGGGGACAGAGGACGAGCGCCGCCUCUUGGCAGUUUUGUCACGUCGGGAUCGAGGAGGGCGGCGCGGUGACAACGUGGAACCGGGUCUCGGGGACGUUCUGCCAGAUGGCGCCAGGCCUCCUUCCGACGGCCUGCUGAUCACGGUGGCGGAGCUACCGGCAGAGUGGCCCUCUCCAGACUCCCCGGACGGUCUAAAUGCCGUGGCGCUCUACCGCCGGGCUGGCCGAGACUCUCUCGCCGUUCCCCGCAAGUGCGAUUCCUGGACACGCAGCCGCGUCCCCCGCUGCCUGCUGGGGACGCUGUGUCUGGCACCAAAAAGGGGCACGGAAGGAUGGGCAAGUACUGCGGGCUGCAGCUGGACCUACUUGGCAUCUUGCGGCGGUGGCCAACCGCUAUGUGCAUCUGCGCAGGUGUACUUCGGCUCCCUGCCGGUGGGCCUCUACCUCCUGAUGCUGGCGCACACGUGGGCUGGUGUCCUUCUGGUCAGCCUGGUCCCGUCCACGCUGAUCCUGCUGGUUCUGUAUGGCUGCUGCGAGUGCUUGUCUCACCAGCUACUGGAGGCGCUCGCCGCUCGUCGCCGCAACGACGACGGCGCCGUUGCGAUCGCGUCGGUCGAUGAUGACUAGCUGGUUGCCACCACGUGACUUGUCAUGCUGUCACGACUGGCGUGAACUUUUGGACUGCUGAUUUUUUUUUUUUUUUUUUUGUAUGUGUGCAUCUGAGCCAUCCCAUGCGCCACAGUCACUUGAACUCAUUGACGGAUGUCAAAAAUGUCCACACAUAGCCCAUUUGAACCCUUUCAGUGCCAUUGUAAGGCAUGGACGUCCAAUCAUGUGGCAUCCACUCAUCCUUCUGCUGUGAGUUUGAAUGCAUUUGUCACUAUAGUAGGCAUCCAAUCCUUUUAAACUGGGAGGGAUGGCAGUGAAUGAACAUUUAAUCUUUAUUCAUUUAGUCUUCAUUGUAAUGUUUUUUUGAAAAUUAAAAAGUAGAACGGGAAACGGAGAAAGAAAAUUCUAUUUAAAAGAAAAAGGAAAACUUAAUUUUUUUUUUACAAAAACUGUCACUAUACUUUUUAAUAAAUUUUAAAAAUAUAUUUAGUUUUACAUUUAGAUUUAAAACAAAAAAACUUUUUUUACCUUUAGAAUAAACAGUACUGGGUUUUUUUUUCUUAAAUUUUAAUUAAAAAAAAAAACUUCAUAAAAAACAUUUUAUGUAUUGUUACUUUUUUCUCAUCAAAUUAAAACACACACACACACAAAAAAAAACGUUAAUUUGCUGCCAAGCUCCCGCUUGAAAUGAACUGGGUGAUUACAAGGGUUGGGCAUCAUUUGAAUUUAAACGGUUCCGAUUUCACAUUUCGAUUCCGGUUCCAAACUAUUCUUGAUUCUGAUUCUUUUAAUAGUUUGGGUUUAAAAAAAAAAUCAUAGUUUAUAUUAAUUUCUUAACUUCUCGAUUAUUUUUAAAUUAAAUGAAUUUUUAAUUAACUUUGCUAUGAAUUUCUCACAGGGCUAUUUUUAACUUGUAUUUAAAUUAGGGCUGUCAAACGAUUACAAUUUUUAAUCGAGUUAAUUACAGCUUAAAAAUUAAUUAAUCGUAAUUAAUCGCAAUUAAUCCCAAUUCAAACCAUCUAUAAAAUAUGCCAUAUUUUUCUGUAAAUUAUAUAUAUAUUCUGUAAAAUAAAUUGUUGGAAUGGAAAGAUAAGACACAAGAUGGAUAUAUACAUUCAACAUACGGUACAAAAGGACUGUAGUGGGCAUUUCACUCUACUGUCAUUUAAAUCUGUGUAUGCUGUCCUCACUCCGAAGCGUCUACUUUUUCCAAAGCUAGACAGCUAGACUUCUUCCUUUUUCAUCUGAUUUAUUAAUAAAAUGGCCUCAAACCAUUGUCCUCUUUAGACCGUUGUAAAACUACAAAAAAAAAAGUACACAAGCAUUGCAUUAGCAACAACGUUAGCUUAGCACGCUAUACAGGUUCACUAAACAUAAACAAAAAGCGUCUCAUACAAAAAAUAUAACAUUUCGCUUACUAACAUAAUAUGUACAUUCUUUACAACAACCAUACUUACGGACAAAUCUUGUCCAAAGAUCAUAUAAGCACAACAUUAUCAGCCCGAGACGUCGUGCAGCCAUAAUGAAAUGGAAAGAAAACAAUAAACCAUGUCGCAAAGCGACCACAAGAGUUCGCUGUUGGACAGCACAAAAAGUCUUGCUGUAAAACUUACCAAAAGGCAGAAUACUUUCUGAGCGGGACAUGUGCGUUAAUUGCGUCAAAUAUUUUAACGUGAUUAAUUAAAAAAAUUAAUUACCGCGCGUUAACGCGAUAAUUUUGACAGCCCUAAUUUAAAUAUCAGUCUUUGAACUUGAAUAUGAUAGUUUCUUUCCACAGGAGUGCAUUUUCACAAAGAUGUUUAUUUUUGAAAAGCUCAUGGAGAAAACAUUUACAUAUGUUCUUUUGCCUAUGUUUUAGAGUGUCUUAUACUGCAGGCAUUUUUACAUGUUAUUCAGCUCCCACUAAUGGGCUAACCUGGUGCAAAAUAUCAAACAAACAAAAAAGCAAUUUGUAAAUCCCAGUCCAGAUUAAAAGACGGUACAGUAUAAAAUCAGAAACAGUUUUUGUUGAGGAAAAUUAUCAUAUCUGUCUUCCCAGGCAGUAAGCGUGAGCGUUCUGGACAUAAAGUUAUAAAUAUGAGAAAACGAGAAAAAGUUGCAAGUAUUACAUAUGGGGAAGGCAGUUGUAGGCCGCUAAGCACUUUACAUACAUGUGCCUUAGCUGGAAGCUACGACGAAGCAUUAGUAUAAAUUCUUCUAUUGAUUAUAAUUUGAUGUAGAUGAGGCAAAAUAGUAAGGAUUUCCUUAUUUGUAAAACGGAUUCUGAAACAAAAGAUUCUUUUAAUACUGUUGAUUUUAAUAGUGGCGGCAACAUGCUACAUAAAGUAUGUAGCUGCUUAUAUAGCUAAAUUAGCCCGAUGUAAUCAUAUGACUUAUUCUCGUACUAUUCCAUCCAUCAUCUACCACUUAGUCCAGGGUCAGGUCGCGGGGGCAGCAGAAGACGGACGUAAUUUAUUGUUUUACUUACCUGGUUCUAAAUGGUUAGAGGACCGGCGCGGCGUGUCAAAUUCGCGGCACUCAGCUAUGCACUACUCAACACUUGCAUUCCAUGAAACCGGAGGUGUUUAAUCAUAUUGGUUGUGCACCCACCUUUGCAUGAUAUAGCUGUGUUGCAAAUGUUACACUGAGUUGACUGUUCAUUUUUCUUUGUGAAGUUGAGCCAAACAUUUCUGUCCAUGGCUGAAAUCAAGUUGCAAUGAACAAACACAUGCUUCAUGUGGCUUCUUCUUCGUAGUGUUUGGCAGCUAUUUUUUUCCGAUCGGUGGUCAGGGGAUCGAAACAUGGAAUUGAAAUUUUAAAAUUUGAACAAUUCAAGGAGAAUCGGAGUGUUAGUCCCGGAUCCCAUCGAUGCUCCAUGCCCAACCCUAGUGAUUAAUAGUGAUAAACUCCUUAAAGGAGGGUACAUCUUCACCAUGCAGAGGAAGAACAAAUACAGUAUAACUUUUUAACUCAUUGGCUAACUUUGGCAGCGCUACAAUGGCACUAAAAGGUUGAAUAAUUGAUUCUCAUUUUGUUGUCAAAUCCACAAAUAAACAAUAUAUGA